Messenger RNA from Scutellospora calospora, 912 nucleotides. NCBI's taxonomy places the organism in Eukaryota, Fungi, Glomeromycota, Glomeromycetes, Diversisporales, Gigasporaceae. The record is from the annotation of a GenBank genome assembly.
AUGACUGGCACGGCUCAAAGCGAAGCCAAAGAGUUUCGGGAGGUUUACGGCAUGGAAGUCAUUGCCGUUCCUCCUUAUCGUAAGUUAAUUCGAAAAGACCACGAUGCCUUAAUUUUCCUUAAUAGAGAAAGAAAAUAUAAAGCUAUUAUCCAAAAAAUUAAAAAAAAUGUGCAAACCACCGGACGACCAAUUUUAGUAAUUUGUCCGAGUGUUGAUGUUUCGGAACAAAUAUCGAAUUUACUAAGCCAAGAAAGAAUUUUCCACAACAAAUUAAAUGCGGUGAAUCAUGAGGAGGAGGCUAAAAUUAUCUCUGCGGCGGGAAAAAUAGGUGCUGUAACCGUCGCCACUAAUAUGGCAGGACGAGGCACCGAUAUUAGUUUGGACGAAGCCAGUCGUCGAGCUGGCGGUUUAUUAGUCAUAAUUGCGGAAAUGAAUUCCAUUCUCCGCAUUGAUAAUCAAGCCCGCGGUCGAUCCGGACGACAAGGCGACCCCGGCGAAACUCAACCUUAUAUUUCUUUGGAAGAUGAUUUAUUGAAAAAUUUUGACCUCCAAAACAAACUCGGCGGUUUUGUGGGCCAGCGGCAAUUAAAAACGGUAUUUCAACAACCAUUAAGCGGAAAAUUAUUCAAUUAUCUUAUCUCAGAACCCCAGGAAACUCUUCGUAAUAUACACUCGGCUAGUCGCCAACGAACUCUUAAUUACGAUUUACUAAUCAAUCGGCAAAGAAAAAUUGUUUAUGAUUAUCGAGAAAAGUUAUUAACCAGUUCUCAGCCCGAAAAAAUUGUUUCCCCGAGAGGGAAAGUUGAUUUUGGGGAAAAUAAAGAACGUCUUCGCUCGCUUUUUCUUCACCAGGUAGAUGAUUUUUGGUCGGAAUAUUUAGAGUGUCUAAAUAAAAUUGGUGAACUAGUUCAA